Messenger RNA from Drosophila albomicans, 2640 nucleotides. RefSeq names its product protein suppressor of forked (gene su(f)). Gene Ontology annotation, molecular function: mRNA binding; protein binding. NCBI's taxonomy places the organism in Eukaryota, Metazoa, Arthropoda, Insecta, Diptera, Drosophilidae. The transcript has 9 exons. The record is from RefSeq and is a predicted model, not a curated record. Gene Ontology annotation, biological process: mRNA 3'-end processing. The coding region runs from base 240 to 2459 and encodes 739 amino acids. Gene Ontology annotation, cellular component: nucleus.
CAAGUGUAUGUGCGGUCACACUGCACGAUUGCUUCAGAAGCCGCAUUUUAUUUUAUUUGCCGACAGUUUUCUUUUCUUUUGUUUUUGAAUGCAAACUAUGAUUUAGUGAACUGCAGUUUGUGAGUGAAUAAAUAUAUCGAGUGCAACACACUACUGAAGAAAAGCAGCAGCUGCUGCAGCAAAACAUUAUUAGCCACACUUCCAAAUUUGCAAGCCGGCAAAACAACACCAACAACACAAUGACUUCUGCAAGGGAUUUGAUUAAAAUUGACAUAGAAUGGGGCAUGGAACGUUUGGUGCGCGCCCAACAAGUUGUCGAGCUGCGUCCCUACGACAUCGAAUCGUGGUCGGUGAUGUUGCGUGAGGCACAAACGCGUCCCAUUCACGAGGUGCGCAGUCUGUACGAGUCGCUGGUGAACGUGUUCCCCACCACAGCACGUUACUGGAAGCUCUACAUAGAGAUGGAGAUGCGCAGCCGUUAUUACGAGCGUGUGGAGAAGCUCUUCCAACGUUGCCUGGUCAAAAUCUUAAACAUUGAUUUAUGGAAACUCUACUUGACCUAUGUGAAGGAAACCAAAGCGGGUCUCAGCACGCACAAAGAAAAGAUGGCUCAGGCUUAUGACUUUGCGCUGGAGAAGAUUGGCAUGGAUUUGCAUUCGUUUAGUAUUUGGCAGGAUUACAUAUACUUUUUGCGCGGCGUCGAAGCCGUGGGUAACUAUGCCGAGAAUCAGAAGAUCACCGCUGUGCGACGUGUGUAUCAAAAGGCCGUUGUGACGCCCAUUGUGGGCAUCGAGCAGCUGUGGAAGGAUUACAUUGCGUUCGAGCAUAACAUCAAUCCGAUUAUAUCGGAGAAAAUGAGUCUAGAGCGUUCCAAGGAUUAUAUGAAUGCACGACGUGUGGCAAAGGAAUUGGAAUAUCAUACGAAGGGAUUGAAUCGCAAUUUGCCAGCGGUGCCACCGACACUGACCAAGGAGGAGAUGAAACAAGUGGAGCUGUGGAAACGUUUCAUUACCUAUGAGAAAUCGAAUCCGUUGCGCACCGAAGACACGGCGCUGGUGACGCGUCGCGUCAUGUUUGCCACCGAACAGUGUCUGCUGGUGUUGACCCAUCAUCCGGCCGUUUGGCAUCAGGCAUCGCAGUUUCUGGAUACCAGCGCACGUGUUCUCACCGAGAAAGGCGAUGUGCAGGCGGCCAAAAUCUUUGCGGAUGAGUGUGCCAAUAUUUUGGAGCGUUCCAUAAACGGUGUACUAAAUCGAAAUGCCUUGCUCUAUUUUGCUUAUGCGGACUUUGAGGAGGGACGUCUCAAGUACGAGAAAGUGCACAGCAUGUACAACAAGCUGCUCACGCUGCCCGAUAUUGAUCCGACGCUGGUCUAUGUGCAGUACAUGAAAUUUGCGAGACGCGCCGAGGGCAUCAAAUCAGCGCGAGGCAUCUUCAAGAAGGCACGCGAGGAUGUUCGUUCACGUUAUCACAUCUUUGUGGCGGCCGCACUGAUGGAAUAUUAUUGUUCGAAGGACAAGGAGAUUGCGUUUCGAAUCUUUGAAUUGGGAUUGAAGCGUUUCGGCGGCAGUCCCGAGUACGUCAUGUGCUACAUUGAUUAUCUGUCGCAUCUCAACGAGGAUAACAAUACGCGGGUCCUUUUCGAGCGUGUCCUGAGCUCGGGCGGACUGUCGCCACACAAGAGCGUGGAGGUGUGGAAUCGUUUUCUCGAAUUCGAGUCGAAUAUCGGUGACUUGUCCAGCAUUGUUAAGGUGGAGCGACGUCGCAGUGCUGUAUUUGAAAAUCUAAAAGAGUACGAGGGCAAGGAGACGGCACAGCUGGUGGAUCGCUACAAGUUUCUCGAUCUGUAUCCUUGCACGAGCACCGAACUCAAGUCCAUUGGAUAUGCCGAGAAUUUGGGCAUCAUAUUGAAUAAAGUGGGAGGCGGCGGCGGCGUUGUCGGUGUUGGAGCCAAUAGUCACAACAACGAUGCCGAAGCCGAUGGCGAGGCAGCGCAACCGUUGCCACGUCCCGACUUCACACAGAUGAUUCCCUUCAAGCCGCGCUCCUGCGCUCAUCCCGGUGCACAUCCGCUCGCCGGCGGCGUCUUUCCACAGCCGCCAGCAUUGGCGGCGCUUUGUGCCGCUCUGCCGCCGCCCAACAGCUUCCGUGGCCCCUUCGUCAGCGUGGAGCUGCUCUUCGACAUCUUUAUGCGUCUCAAUCUGCCAGAGUCUGCACCUCAACCGAAUGGCGACAACGAUCUGACGCCAAAGAUCUUUGAUCUGGCCAAGUCGGUGCACUGGAUUGUGGACACGAGCACGUACACAGGAGUGCAGCACAGCGUGACAGCGAUGCCGCCACGACGUCGUCGUCUGCUGCCCGGUGGCGAUGACAGCGAUGAUGAGCUGCAGAAUUCGGCGCCGCCCACCAACGAUAUUUAUCGCCUGCGACAACUCAAGCGUUUCGCCAAAUCCAAUUGAGAACUGUUUCUAUUUUUUUUUUUUUGUCGUGUAUUGGUUACUCAAUUUUUUAGCAAUUUUUUUUCUCCCCCUCCCCAAACAAUUUUUUAACAAUUUCUACCAUUGUAAGUAAAAAUAAUAAUAAUAAUACUAGUAGUAAACAAUAGUCGAUAUUUAGAAGACAGCAUUAAACAAAACAAUG